ACUGACCCUGCUCAGAACCAUUGGCACGUCACUCAUUAAUACGUUCACCCGGCCGGUCUGUCAACCGCACAAUUCCGACAACCCUCUCUUUAAAUCCUUCACCCAUCAGAGUCUCACCGCCUAAAUCAUCUUACCCGUCAGCGUUGUCACUCACGCUCCCAAUCACCCACACCUGCCUGUGCGUCGAUCGCUCGUUAACCCCCUUGACCCUUCCCUUACCCCCCAACCCGCCCUAACCAUGACCUUCGCCGUGCGCUUCGCCUUGACCCUGAUCUUCACCCUGACCCUGCUCCAUGAUCCCGCCGCGGGGUUCUACCCGAACCAGGCCUCCCUGGGCACGUAUCGCGCCAACCACACGGACGAGUCCGUGACGGAGACCGGGGCACUGAGAGCCGUGGCGAAGUUCCUCGAGGGCAAAGCGGGGCUCGCGCCGGGUGCCUUGGAGGGUCUCUCGCCGCUCACGCCGACCACGCUCAUCCAGGCGUACUACCAAGGUAACGUGUCGGCGGUGAGGUUCAUCAAGGCUCUGCAGGAGGUGGUGGACGGGAACAACUUAAUGGAACAGUCCUAUUCCGACAUCACCCCCUACUUCGCUUACUGCGAGAAAUUGGCAGACACAAGAGGGGAGUUGGGCAAGUUCCGCAAAAUUGCCAUGAACUAUGCGAACAUGAGCAGUCCAGCCCUGGCGAGGAAGAACCUGGGUCAAAUGCUGCACAUUCUCAACAAGUUCUACUCCAACACCAACUGGAUCGAGCAGGGCAACCUGAUCCCCCUGGAGGCCCUGGUGAACAAGGACCUGCCAUUUCCAGCAACUGCAUCCUCAACCUUGGCCACUUGCACAGACUGCACGACCACGAGUGACCCCAACGUGUACGAAUGUCUGAACAACAUCAUCCUGGCUUCACCGCUCACUAGUGGAUACAGGCCUGGCAGAGCAUGCAGAACUAAACCUGCAACUGGCAAGUGCAGUCACGGCGGGAUAAACGAUGCGUGGCAGAACCAGACUGCGACGGGCGGCAUCAACAAGGAGACUCUGGAGCCGGAGCUCUCUCCGCACCACUACUAUCAUGACGAAGCGGGGCAGGUGGCCAUGAUCGCCACGCGAGACGUCCUCGUCAACUCUGCGAGUAGCGUGCUGGAGGAGCUGGGUGAAAAGGUCUUCAUGCAGCUGUUCAAUCUGGAGCGGCACUCGCUCGUCUACGUGGUGGACGUCACGGGCAGCAUGAGCAACGACAUCGCUUUGGUGCGCGACAAGACCAAGGAGAUGGUGCUGAAAGUGGCCAACAAAACGGAGGCCCCCGAGACAUAUGUGCUCGUCACCUUCAGUGACCCCGAUGUUUACGAACCAUUGAUCACCAAGGACUGGACAGAGAUGUACCAGGCACUGGACUUGCUGCAAGUUGGUGGUGGCGGAGACUGCCCUGAGAUGGCGCUCACAGCCCUAGAGCUUGCGUUGCAGAUCUCGCAGCCCGGGUCGGAUAUUUACCUGUUCACGGAUGCGGGAGCAAAGGACGAGGAGGAGAAGAAGGAUGCAGUGAUGGCGCUGUUUGAGAGCACGGAUUCACGGCUGCAUGUGUUCAACACGGGGUCCUACUGUACACGCGCAACACAGGGAGAACUCUCUUCACGCGCCAGCGAGCCACGUCAGAACAUAUACGAGACCCUCACAGCGCUGUCGGGUGGCCAGUAUAUCCUGACGACCAAGGGCGAGCUGGCCGGCGUGCUGGGCAGCUUGGAGCUGAGCCUUAACGCGGCGCCCGUCUCCGUGCGUUACGUGGAGGUCACGACCCCGGACUCCGUGACCUUCCCCGUGGACUCGUCGCUGUCUGAAAUCGCCGUGUCCGUGAGCGGCCCGGCCAUCUUCACUGUGGAGCUGUUUCUUCCCUCAGGUGAUCUGGCCACCGACGUGGAGGAGCUUGUGUCCUCCAGCCAGAACGUCGUGCGCAGGGUGACCUCGGUGACCCCAGGCACCUGGACGGUCAAAGUCACGGGGUCGCCGGGGCCUUACCUGGUGAAGGUGACCGGGCGGAGCCUGGUCGACUUCACUGCUCAGCUGCUGCAGCGGACGAACGGGUUCAUGCUGCCGAUUCCAGGGCGCCCCGUCACGGGUGAGCCGUAUCAGCUGUGGGUGAAGCCGAUGGGCAGCGUGGCUGGUUACUCCAUGUCCAGUGUCCGUCUGCUCUCCGGCAUGGGCAACCUCGAGUACCUGGUCUCACCCACCGAAUCCGAGUUCGGGGUCCCCUUGCAAUUCAUUGACUCCAUGGCGUUCAUGGUGGAGGUGUGCGGCUCAUCUCCGGAGGGCCUCCAGUUCUGCCGCAUGCACACGCAGCUCACGACCGUGCAAAGCUUCCGUCUCGCCCAGCUCAACUUCGAGGAAGCCACGCUGCAGCCCGGUGUGGAGGUGUCCCUCUCUGUGGUCCUGGAGAACCGCGGCGUUGCGGCGUCAUCCUUCUCAGUGUCAGCGCGUGACGAGCUGGGCUGGGCGAGUGCCGUGAGCCCCAGCAGCGCCGUGCUGGCACCGGGGGAGACCGCCAAACUCAACGUGACCGUGGCGGCGCCGCAGAGCAUCACCGAGUUCACCAGCAGCAUGCUGCGCGUCACUGCCGAGAGUGUGGAAUCUCCGGACUCCUCCUACACCCUCAGCUUCCCCCUGAGCGUCUUCAUCGCGCCAGUGGAGAUCCCGGACACGUCCCCCCCUGCGGUGCGAGAGCUGGCGCGGGAUGUAUCGGCGUGCACGGCGGAGGUGCAGCACGGGGGUGAGGCACUGUGCUCGGGGAGCAGCUGGAGCGUGGACGUCGAAGCCAUCGACGCCGAGACGGAGGAACCCCUCACAGUGAACAUCGCUCUUGGGGACAGAAAGGCGCUGCUAACCGUGGGCAGCAUCGACGGAGUCUACAAGAUUAAUUAUAGGUCCCCGUGCUGCAGCCCAUGGGUGACGCUGGACGUGAGUGAUUUCACGGGGAACCUGGGGCGCUACUCUCUCGACUUCGCCGAGCCGAUGCCGACACAGGACACCACAACGGAAGGCGGCAGGACGGUGAUGGUGAUCGCCUUGUCGGUGGUGAGCGUGGUGCUGGUCGUCAUACUCAUCGCGCUGGGAGUGGUCAUCGGACGAUACUGCUGCCGCUCCAAGCGGGCGGUGCAGCAGGAUGCUACGCCCAGCAUCAUCACCAACCCCUGGGCCAAGCCCAUGCAGCGCCCUGAUAUGAAAUAGCAACAUCCAGCACAAUCUACACACACUGCAAUCUACACCCAGCACACUCAGCCUACAUCGAGCAAACCCCCCCCUUUCCUGGCGAGUUAUUUUGCUCCUGUCUCCCAUGCUCUGAAAUCGCCGUGAUUUUGAAUAAAGGAUUUGAGAACUUG
Molecule: messenger RNA, 3366 nt
Organism: Lethenteron reissneri (Far Eastern brook lamprey)
Lineage: Eukaryota; Metazoa; Chordata; Hyperoartia; Petromyzontiformes; Petromyzontidae
Product: von Willebrand factor A domain-containing protein 7-like
Source: RefSeq, a predicted model, not a curated record